Molecule: messenger RNA, 1458 nt
Organism: Wickerhamiella sorbophila
Lineage: Eukaryota; Fungi; Ascomycota; Dipodascomycetes; Dipodascales; Trichomonascaceae
Product: 5' exonuclease Apollo
Exons: 1
Coding region: 1-1458 (485 amino acids)
Biological process (GO): interstrand cross-link repair; protection from non-homologous end joining at telomere; double-strand break repair via nonhomologous end joining
Molecular function (GO): 5'-3' DNA exonuclease activity; damaged DNA binding
Source: RefSeq, a predicted model, not a curated record
AUGCAAAUCGACGAAUUUCCGGGACUGCAGGUUGAUGAUUUCAGGAUCCGAGAAACCCAGCCACAGCUCUCGUUAUGCCUGCUAACUCAUAUGCAUUCUGAUCAUCUAUCUGGUCUGGAACGCCUGUCUUACCACAGCCCUCCAGUGUACUGUUCGGCGGCGACCAGAGCUAUGGUGCUGAAUUUACGGCACAAUAACGGCGAUGGUCCUCUCAAGUAUCAUCAUCUGCGCAAAGAGGGCGGGGGCAUCGAGAUUUUGCAGGCCUUGGAUGUCGGAAUUCCCCAUCAAUUGACUUGCCAGUCAAGAACCGUCCAGGUCACUCUGAUUCCAACCGUGCAUUGUCCUGGAGCGACCAUGUUUCUUGUAGAUGACGGAAAUACGGCAAUUCUGUUCACAGGUGAUAUCAGAUGUGAGGCCUGGCACGUUAAUGCCCUUUCUCAUCAUCCUGCGCUACUGCCUUUUACGCUAGGGCAAGCUAUUUCGCUUUACGUUGAUAACACGUUUGAACAGCACGACAAUCCGGAUCAGCACUACGACGAGAACAGUGUAGGUGUUGCAGAGUUACUAGCCACAAUCGAUUCUGACAAUACAAAGUACCCGGAUAACAUCCAUUUCGCCUUGGUAGCCUCGUCCACCGGCUAUGAAGAGGCACUUAUUGCUCUGGCGUUGCGAUUCCAAACCAAAAUCCAUCUUGACAGUUAUUAUUACCAUUGUUACAUGGCUGCUGCUGAUACCUGCCCUUUGGCACGUCAGAUAAUCGGCUUGAGCACUAUAAAUCCAGCGUCCGCCCGUGUCCACUGGUGUCGCAAAGGCCAUUGUGAGAACCGUGACGGCCCCCUGACAAUUUAUUUAUCUCCUCGUGUCACCAUGAGUCAAAGCGAUAUCGAUGAGCGCAACCGAAAACUAGAUAUUCGUGACUUUCCCGGUGGCACCUACAACGAACAGACCUUGUUUGUACAUACCGAAAGUGCCAUCAGAUACGUACUAUCUCAAGAUGGCCACACACUUUUGCCUGGUCAUAUUUAUUUCAAAUUCUCCCGUCAUGCUUCCCUGCCGGAGCUAGUCCAUUUCAAGGCCAUGUUUCCUGCCUGCACAGUAAAAUCCCUGGCAGGUGAACCAAUCCCCCAGCUGGAUCCUGACGCUGUGGUGCAGUUAAAGAUAUACAGAAAGAAAGCAUGGUCAACUCCUGUGACGGCCGUGAAACGGAAAAUGUCAGUCCACUCAAGCACCGAGAGUAACGGAGACAUAUUGGAUUUUUUGCACCAGCAGGCUCAGGAAAGCUCUCUAUCCACACCUCCAGCAAGUCCACGAAAGGACUCAGUGCGCACUGCCGAACCUUCUAUUGAAAGCACCAGUAACGAGUCCAAGGUGCUGGAGGAAACUCUCCGCAACAACUUGGACGAAUGGUUCAACUUAAAAUUUGAUUGGAAAAACUCUCCCAUCUACGGAUAUAAAUAA